GUAUAUUCAGAUACACUACGCACUGCAGAGCUGUUGCGUUUCAAAUAAAAUCGCUUUAUUUAAGAAAUGACAGAAGUCGGACUGGGUGUGCUACUCCUCCUUUUCCCCCUGCUCUCAGUACAGGUGCUUUACAUCAUCGACCAUGCUGAUAGCAAAAAGACAAAGAUUAAAGAAAAGCCAAAUUUUGUAAUUAUCCUGGCAGAUGAUAUUGGCUGGGGAGACCUCUGGACAAAUCAGUCUGAUGACACUACACCCUGGUUAAAUAAGCUAAGACAAGAAGGCAAAAGGUUCACAGACUUCCACUCCCCAGCCUCAACAUGCUCCCCCUCACGUGCUGCACUGCUGACCGGUAGACAUGGAUUACGUAAUGGAGUCACUCAUAAUUUUGCGAAGGGUUCUGUUGGGGGACUGCCAUUCAACGAGACCACAUUUGCUCAGCUGUUACAGGAUGCUGGAUAUUAUACUGCCAUGAUUGGAAAAUGGCAUCUUGGACACAAUGGUCCCUACCAUCCAAUCCACAGAGGUUUUGAUUAUUACCUUGGUAUCCCAUACAGUAAUGACAUGGGCUGCACUGACAAGCCCGGCUUUGACCUGCCGAGCUGCCCACCAUGUGACCGAACUAAACAUAAAAGCAGGAAACAUGGAGGAUGUGAUACACAAACGGGAUUACCUCUUUUCGAAAACCAGAGUAUAAUUGAACAACCCCUGGACCUAUGGGACCUUACAGAACUGUAUGCUAAGGCAGCAGCCACUCAAAUGCUUAUUGCUAGAAAUAGGGGACAGCCUUUCCUGCUUUAUGUGGCUCUGGCCCACAUGCAUGUACCACUGUUCCAUCAGCGCUGCCUUAAUGUAACAGCGGAGGAUGUGUAUGCAGCCAGCCUCAGUGAUAUGGACAGUCUGGUGGGGAGUAUUAAACUGUCAGCUGAAGCAGCUGGUAUGGAGAACACACUCAUAUGGUUCACUGGUGAUAAUGGCCCAUGGGAGCAAAAAUGCCAGUUUGCAGGAAGUGCUGGACCUUUUGUAGGGAGGUGGCAGACAAGCAGAGGUGGAGGCUCAGCCAAGAGGACAACCUGGGAAGGGGGGCAUCGAGUUCCAACAGUGGCAGUCUGGCCAGGCAAGAUAUCACCUAACACUACCAGCAAAGCCAUGCUAAGUGGUUUGGACAUUUUUCCCACAGUACUCUCUUUAGCCGAUGUGGAGCCACCAUCAGAUCGGAAAUACGACGGCAUUGAUAUAUCACAUAUUCUGCUGCAGGAUUCUGAUACAGGACAUAAGACCCUCAUGCAUCCGAACAGCGGAGCAGCAGGACAGUUUGGGGACCUCCAGACUGUCAGAGUGGGACAUUACAAGGCAUUUUACAUAACAGGUGGUGCAGAAGCAUGUGGUGGAGGAAGUGGACAGCAGGAGCUUCAUGAUCCACCUUUGAUUUUUGACCUGGCUAAGGAUGAAGCAGAGGAGUUACCCCUGGACCCGGCCAGUGAGGAGUAUCAACUAAUAUUUAAGAUAGUGGAGCGAGAACGAGAGGCUCUGUUAUGGGAUAUUGCAAAAGACAACACAUCUACUGCAGAUUAUACCACAUCACAGACUGCGGUCCCCUGCUGCCAGCCACAGAACCCUAACUGUCGAUGUCAUACCUGAAUCUAAGCACAGGGACUCUUUACAAAGCUGCUAACAACAUUUUACAUCAUCAUCAUGGGUCAAAAGUUUGAAUGCUCACUUGUUACCCUUUAAUAGAUAAUAUUUAAUUGAUAAUAAUAAACACCACAAUCAUUUACAGUUAAAGAGUUACAAAUGCAGUUGUGUUUCUAUAAAACCAUGAUGCAUUU
Trichomycterus rosablanca is the source of this 1826-nucleotide messenger RNA. RefSeq names its product arylsulfatase G (gene arsg). The record is from RefSeq and is a predicted model, not a curated record. Bases 67 to 1638 code for a protein of 523 amino acids. Lineage: Eukaryota; Metazoa; Chordata; Actinopteri; Siluriformes; Trichomycteridae. Gene Ontology annotation, molecular function: arylsulfatase activity. The transcript is spliced from 12 exons.